Messenger RNA from Dicrocoelium dendriticum, 889 nucleotides. NCBI's taxonomy places the organism in Eukaryota, Metazoa, Platyhelminthes, Trematoda, Plagiorchiida, Dicrocoeliidae. The record is from the annotation of a GenBank genome assembly.
GGAAAACAGACGCCUUCCAGAGAGUAGAAGGCACGCUGCCUAAUGGUCAAUUUCAAGGUCAUCCAAUGACCCUGACUAGCUUCGGACUAUACAGUCUGGAUCUGUGUCGCGUCGCUUCCGGAUUUGCGACUCGCUUAACAGGUUUCGUUAAUUCCACGUCAAUGGCUGCGCCAAAAGUUAAGUUAACUUAUUUUAAUUUGCGCGGCCGCGCUGAACCGAUCCGACUGACCCUUUUGGCUGCCAAUGUGGACUUUGAAGACCACCGUAUCAACUCGAAUGACUGGCCUACUUUGAAGUCCACAGUUCCUGGGGGCAAAGUGCCCAUACUGGAAGUCACCCAAGGUGGUGCGACUAAAGUCUACACAGAAAGUCUGGCUAUUGCACGGUUGUUUGCCAAAAAACACCACAUGAUGGGCAGUACGGAUGAGGAGUACUACGAGAUCGAGCGUGUGAUCGGACAAUGUACCGAUAUCGAUAGGGAACUGUUUCCCGCAUUCAGAGCCUCGGAUGAAGAAAAAUCGAAGAUAGCACAGACCUUCAGAGGAGAAGCUGGUCUGCGACUAUUGACACUAAUUUGUCAACAUUUGGAUUCUUCUCCAAGCGGGCUGGUCGCUGGAAACACACCAUCAUUAGGGGACUUGGUCAUCCUGUGCACCACGGACCAGGUAGAGGUGGUCGUGCCUGGAUUUAUCAAAGAGAAAUUUCCGACCAUCCAGAAGCAUCGGGAACUGGUUCUGAAAAAGUGUCCGAAAUUAGCGGAAUACCUGAAGACCCGAGGCUCCUUUCCACUUUAAUUAUACUUGCGUGCACAUAAUUUGACAGCGUUUCUCCCCCGUUUGUUAUCGCUUAGCAUAAUUCGUGUUUUUAAAAGUAAAGUUCUAACCCAUUA